Orycteropus afer afer is the source of this 1513-nucleotide messenger RNA. RefSeq names its product phosphoserine aminotransferase 1 (gene PSAT1). Gene Ontology annotation, cellular component: cytoplasm. NCBI's taxonomy places the organism in Eukaryota, Metazoa, Chordata, Mammalia, Tubulidentata, Orycteropodidae. Gene Ontology annotation, molecular function: pyridoxal phosphate binding; O-phospho-L-serine:2-oxoglutarate transaminase activity. The record is from RefSeq and is a predicted model, not a curated record. Gene Ontology annotation, biological process: L-serine biosynthetic process.
CUCCUUGCUGAUUUGCUGUCCCGCCGCUACACCAUGAAUACCCCAAGGCAGGUGGUCAACUUCGGGCCCGGGCCCGCCAAACUGCCGCAUUCGGUGUUGCUGGAGAUACAAAAAGAAUUAUUAGACUACAAAGGAGUUGGGAUUAGUGUUCUUGAAAUGAGCCACAGGUCAUCAGAUUUCGCUAAGAUUAUUAACACCACAGAGAAUCUUGUGCGGGAACUCUUAGCCAUUCCAGACAACUACAAGGUGAUUUUUAUGCAAGGAGGUGGAUCUGGCCAGUUCAGUGCCAUCCCCUUAAACCUGAUUGGCCUGAAGGCAGGAAGGUGUGCUGACUACGUAGUGACUGGAGCUUGGUCGGCUAAGGCUGCAGAAGAAGCCAAGAAGUUUGGUACCGUAAAUAUCGUCCACCCCAAACUUGGAAGCUAUACAAAAAUCCCAGAUCCCAGCACCUGGAACCUCAACCCAGAUGCCUCUUACGUGUAUUACUGUGCAAACGAGACUGUGCACGGAGUGGAGUUCAGUUUUAUACCUGACGUCAAAGGAGCAGUGCUGGUUUGUGACAUGUCUUCGAACUUCCUAUCCAAACCAGUGGAUGUUUCCAAGUUUGGUGUGAUUUUUGCUGGUGCUCAGAAGAAUGUUGGCUCUGCUGGGGUCACAGUGGUGAUUGUUCGUGAAGACCUGCUGGGGUUCGCUCUCCGAGAAUGCCCCUCUAUUCUGGAAUACAAAGUGCAAGCUGCAAACAACUCCUUGUACAACACACCACCGUGCUUCAGCAUCUAUGUCAUGGGCCUGGUCUUGGAGUGGAUUAAGAACAAUGGUGGAGGAGCAGCCAUGGAGAAGCUUAGCUCCAUCAAAUCUCAAAUGAUUUAUGACAUCAUUGAUAACUCUCAAGGAUUCUAUGUAUGUCCAGUGGAGCCCCAGAAUAGAAGCAGGAUGAAUAUUCCAUUCCGCAUUGGCAAUGCCAAAGGAGAUGAUGCUCUAGAAAAAAGAUUUCUUGAUAAAGCUCUUGAACACAACAUGAUGUCCUUGAAAGGGCACAGGUCCGUAGGAGGCAUCCGCGCCUCUCUGUAUAAUGCUGUCACCAUCGAAGAUGUUCAGAAGCUGGCAGCCUUCAUGAAAAAUUUUUUGGAGAUGCAUCAGCUGUGAACACAUCCUGACCAAUGUAUACUCUGUUGUUGAACAAUGUACGAAGUUUCACAUGGCAAGGGAAUGGUUACCAAAACUUAACACAGUAUUUUUCUCUUAAUAUAAAUUCUUCAUUUUUUAAAGAACAACAACAAAACAUCAAGAGCUCUGCAGAGCUGGUAGAACUAAAAGAUCACUUUACUCUGACUUGAACUGGAGGCAUUUUUUUCAGUCUUCCUAUUGCUUUUCUAACUCAAGCUUAUUUUGUCUUUGCUGCUACUUUUUCUAGCUAGAGCUCAGUAUUCAAACUUGCAUGUGGACUGAAUUAUGCAAAUUAACAGUUAAUUAUUUCUGGAGAGACACACAAACUCACCGUACGGAGGGUGGG